GGAUGGUAAUGAUGACAGAACUGGUUGAAAGUGCCUAUCUUUGCUCCAUACGGUGGGCAGUAUCCCAAGGUGUUAUGAUGAAGGGGAUCGUUCCAAUCGAACUUCACGGUUGAGGUCUGGGAAUGGUAGCUACAAGGACGAUUGAAGAACACGAAACUAUUCUUACCGUUCCAUCAACAUUGAUGUUGACAAUUGACUCUGUCCCUCAGACAUUCACCGAACUAUUCCCUAAGAGAACGCCUAUACAUCGAAUUCUCGCAGCAUUCCUUACACACGGAGAAUCCUAUUUCCUGGAAAAGUGGAAUGCGUGGCAUUCAACUUGGCCUAGUCUUCAGAGUUUCAGAGACUGCAUGCCUAUUCUAUGGCCUGAGUUCCUUCAGUCGUCAAAAAUAUUCUCGAAAACCAAAAAAAAGCGAAUUCAAAUAGCAUGGGAAUGUGUGCUUCAGCAGUUUCCGGACACAAACUGGGAGAUCUUUUGCUAUAACUGGCUCAUUAUUAACACGAGGAGUUUUUACUAUGUGACACCAGGGCAAGAUGAGCCAGAGGAUUGGAAUGAUGCUGUUGGCCUGGUCCCUAUCGCAGAUUACUUUAAUCAUGCGGAUGACGCGAACUGCAUAGCAAUGUUCGACCAACAGGGUUAUACCAUCAAGACAACCCGACGCAUCGAAGAGGGCGAGGAAGCAUACAUCAGCUAUGGUUCGCAUCCCAAUGACUACCUUUUUGUUGAAUAUGGCUUUUUCUUAGAUCAUAGCCAAUCAGAUGCUAUAUUCUUGGAUGAUAUAGUAUUCCAAGACCUUACAGCAGCUGAGCAGGAGGAGCUGAAACUCUAUGAUUUGUAUGGAAACUAUAAAAUCACGAAAAAUGGUGCUUGUUCUCGGGCUAAAGCUGCUGCGUGUAUAAAAUUCAUGGAUCGAGAAAAAUGGCGGGGACACGUUCUAUACAAUUUCACACAGGGCAUUGAUGCAAAGAAGAUGGCAAAGAUCUUAAGUGUUUGGGUUGACUUACCCCUAAAAGAGAGCAUAAAGGCAAUCCGAGCUCUGGAAACCCUCGAAACGAAAGAUACUUCAGGCUAUGCUGAGGAUGAACAGAGGGUGUCUGCCGCUGCAAAGGUCUCCACCGUUUUGAAGAGAUGGUACCAUAUUAGAACUCUGUGUGAGGCUACGCUGCACUCAAUCAACAUACUUCAGGAUGUAUAA
Molecule: messenger RNA, 1196 nt
Organism: Aspergillus glaucus CBS 516.65
Lineage: Eukaryota; Fungi; Ascomycota; Eurotiomycetes; Eurotiales; Aspergillaceae
Exons: 7
Coding region: 123-1196 (357 amino acids)
Biological process (GO): peptidyl-lysine monomethylation
Molecular function (GO): protein binding; protein-lysine N-methyltransferase activity
Source: RefSeq, a predicted model, not a curated record